Messenger RNA from Elgaria multicarinata webbii, 1218 nucleotides. It is a transcript of the gene RILPL1, whose product is annotated as Rab interacting lysosomal protein like 1. Gene Ontology annotation, molecular function: small GTPase binding; protein dimerization activity; dynein light intermediate chain binding. NCBI's taxonomy places the organism in Eukaryota, Metazoa, Chordata, Lepidosauria, Squamata, Anguidae. Gene Ontology annotation, biological process: cilium assembly. Gene Ontology annotation, cellular component: ciliary basal body; cytoplasm. The transcript has 8 exons. The record is from RefSeq and is a predicted model, not a curated record. The coding region runs from base 49 to 1137 and encodes 362 amino acids.
GCGGCGGCGGCGGCGGUGCUGGAGAAGAACGCGGCGGAGCUGACGGUGAUGGACGUGUACGACAUGGCCUCGCUGGUGGGCCAGGAGUUCGAGCGCCUCAUCGACCAGCACGGCUGCGAGGCCAUCGCGCGCCUCAUGCCCAAGGUCGUGCGGGUGCUGGAGAUCCUGGAGGUGCUGGUCAGCCGCAGCCACAUCGGCUCCGAGACCGAGGAGCUGCGCCUCGAGCUCGACCGCCUCCGCCUCGAGCGGGUGGAUCGCAUCGAGAAGGAGCGGAAGCACCAGAAGGAGCUUGAACUGGUGGAGGACGUGUGGCGCGGGGAAGCGCAGGACCUCCUCACCCAAAUCGCGCAACUGCAGGAGGAGAACAAGCAGCUGAUGACCAACCUCUCCCACAAAGGCGAGAGCUUCUCGGAAGAAGAGCUCCAGAAGCGUGAAGGAAUGUCAGAAAGGGAAAGACAAGUAAUGAAAAAACUGAAGGAAGUGGUAGACAAACAAAGGGAUGAGAUCAGAGCCAAGGACAGAGAACUUGGACUUAAAAAUGAAGAUGUGGAAGCACUUCAACAACAGCAAAACAGGCUGAUGAAAAUUAACCACGACCUCCGUCACAGAACCACGGUUGUGGAGGCACAAGGCAAAGCUUUGAUUGAGCAGAAAGUGGAGCUGGAGGCCUCCCUGCAGACCCAGGAGCAGGAGAUGGCAGCACUGAGGGCUGAGCUGGGCAAACUCCGGGAGAAAGUGCAGGGGGAGCCUAGCCAAAACGGGGGAGGAGUUCAGGCAGACGAAACAAGAAACGAUGACUACGUCUCAGAAUCGGAGAAGGCGGCCAUGGAUUCGAAAGACCCCAACCGCCCCAGAUUUACGUUGCAAGAACUACGGGACGUUUUGCAUGAGAGAAACGAGCUGAAGUCUAAAGUCUUUUUGCUGCAGGAGGAACUUCUCUAUUACAAGAGUGAUGAGGCUGAUGAAGAAACUCAGUCCUCCCAAUCCACCACCGUGACGACCUCGAGGCCCUCAGCUCAGCCGGAGUCAGGAAUCAAGCGGCUGAUGUUUACCGCCAUCAUGCCCAUGGUGGCUGCCGGAUUGAUCCCGGAUGAUCCCACAUUGCAGCCAAUAAGAAGACUUAUGUCCCUUGUUUAGCUUCUUCUCCCGCGACAAGAAGCGGACGCAAGCAACCCACAGAACCGCCUCCUUCCAGGGCUCUUUUGGUGAAUGGGCCGA